AUGUCCCAUUUUAUCCAAGGCAAAACAGCCAUUGUUACUGGCGCUGGCAGUGGCAUCAACCUUGCAUUUGCUGAACAGCUUUUGAAUGGCGGAUGCAACGUCCUUUUCGCCGAUCUCGCUCUGCGACCAGAAGCCCAGAAGCUGGUGGACGCCUAUUCCGCCAGUGCCGAAAGCAAGAGUCGAGCUGUUUUCCAGCAGACUGAUGUGACCAACUGGUCUCAUCUCGAGCGAAUGUUCGAAAGGGCAGAGGAGGAAUUCGGAGACAUUGACAUCGUCUGCCCCGGUGCUGGAGUUUACGAACCGAGCUUUAGCAGCUUUUGGUAUCCUCCUGGAACCCCACAGAGCAAAGAUGCCCUCUACGGCGGUCGCUAUGCCAGUAUCGACAUCAACUUGGUUCAUCCUAUCAGGACCACUCAAUUGGCGCUGUCUCGUUUCUUGAGAUACGAAAAGAAACCUCGGACGAUUGUAAUAAUUUCGAGCACAAACGCUCAAGACACCUGUCUCUCUACAGCGAUUUAUGAUGCGACAAAGCAUGCGAUUAGUGGAUUCGUGCGGGCGAUGGCCAAGAUCGACCAAGUCGGCGUCCGUAUUGCUGCAGUCGCACCAGGCAUCAUCAAAACGCCUCUCUUCAUGGAGAACCCAGAAAAGCUUGCCAUGAUUGAUACCAGCAAGGACGUUCUGGUCGAGCCAUCCGAGGUCGCUAGUGUCAUGGUUGCGUUGAUUGAGAGGGACAGCAUCUGCUCGACCAUUGACCAAGCGAGGACUGGACCACAGGACAUCGAGAUCAAGAGCGGGUCUAUCAUUGAAGUGACAAAGAACAGAGCUCGUGUUGUCAAUGCAUAUCACGAUCCGGGUCCUUCGGGUGCUGGGGCAGUUGGGUCCAACUUUGCCACUUCGGAGUACACCACGUUGGCUUCACUGUUGACUCCAAGAUGGGGAGAACCUAGUGUAAAGGCGAACAGCAAUCUUUGA
Messenger RNA from Fusarium mangiferae, 972 nucleotides. RefSeq lists its product as uncharacterized. Gene Ontology annotation, molecular function: oxidoreductase activity, acting on the CH-OH group of donors, NAD or NADP as acceptor. The record is from RefSeq and is a predicted model, not a curated record. The transcript has 2 exons. Gene Ontology annotation, cellular component: cytoplasm. The coding region runs from base 1 to 972 and encodes 323 amino acids. NCBI's taxonomy places the organism in Eukaryota, Fungi, Ascomycota, Sordariomycetes, Hypocreales, Nectriaceae.